Oryza sativa Japonica Group (Japanese rice) is the source of this 2182-nucleotide messenger RNA. The record is from RefSeq and is a predicted model, not a curated record. NCBI's taxonomy places the organism in Eukaryota, Viridiplantae, Streptophyta, Magnoliopsida, Poales, Poaceae.
CUGGAGGCUGGAGUUACGGUUUUACCUCUCCGCUCCGCUGCGCGCGUCCAGCCGCGGCCCGCCCGACCACCUUUUCACCUCCGGAUCACCACCGCAAUGGCUCGCCGCACCACGCGACUAUUUUACGGCUCCCCAGGCAGCCGCCUAACCACAGCCCACACACCCACAUCCCACAGGCCGCGCUUUCUUUCUCAAAGCUUUAAAGCGCUCUCCCCCGCACGCUACGGACACGACAACGGGAGCCGAAAACCGCAGGGGGUUCACGGGCCGCCGCCCCCACUGCACCCUCUCCCACCCCCAUCACGGCGCCUCCUCGCCCUCGCGCCGCCCGCCGUGUGCCAUGGCGGAAGUAGCGGCGACGCAGCACGGCCACGCCGUCGCCGCGCGCGCAAUGCCGGGCCGCGGCGAGGUGGACACGUCGUCCCCGUUCGAGUCCGUGCGCCAGGCCGUCGACCUGUUCGGCGGCGGCGCCCUCUCCCCCUGGCGCCACCACCACCCGCCUCCGCCUCCGCCGCCCCCACCCCUGCAACUCCGCCCGGAGGAGGUAGAACUUAUGAAAGUUGAGGAACAAACUGUGAAGUUAGAGAUGGAGCUUUUUGUCAAGGAAAAAGAAACGUUUAAGGUUUUGAAAGAAUUACAGGCAACAAAGCAGGUUGCUGACAACUUGAAGUUACAGUUAGAGAAGGCGGCAUCUGAGAGUGCAGCUUCUGCAAGAGGUCACAGUGAUGCAGGGAAGGUGUAUCCACUCCCUGACACCGAACGGAAAUGCAGUUACCAUACUGGGCAGCCGGUCGAGAGCGCAAAAGGAAAUCAGUCCGCGCUAACCACAUUGAUCAAGCUGAAUCAGGCAAAGGCAUUCCUAAACAUGGAUACUGUCAUGACGAUUAAGAGGCAGAUAGAGGAGGAGAAAGGAUCACUUGAAAAAACUCGUGAGAGGUUACAGUUGAACAGAGCGAAGGCUUCAUCACUUGAAGCAGACUUAAACAAAAUUGUUUCACAGUUACAAGCAGCAAGAGGCCCCAAACCUACUCUUGAACCUUCUGAUAUCUGGUUGCAGAUGAAACAGUUAAAUUCAGAGAAAGAGAAACACAGGAAGAUUGCUGAUGACUCGAAGAAUGAGAUUGGCGAAUUAACCGCCACGAUUGAGCACACAAAGUCCAGGACGAAGACCCUACAAUUCAGGAUUGUCAUGGCUGAAAAAUUGAAGGAAGCCUCAAGGCGCGGAGAAGCUCUUGCUCUUGCAGAGAGAAAGAACCUGAGCAAUGGGGAGCACGAGGCCAGUACCGCAUCCGAUGUCACACUUUCUGUCGAAGAACACUCAGUGCUGGUGCAAAAAGCAGAAGAAGCAGAUGCCGCGUGUAGGAAGAAAAUCGACGCGGCAAUGCAAGAGCUGGAUCAAGCAAACCGGGGCAAACUGGAACUCUUGGAAAGAGUAGAGGAGGCAAUGGCUGCAGUUGAGACCAGCAGGAAGGCUUUGGAGGAAGCCCUAAAGAGGGAGGAAUCCACGAACAAAGCGAAGCUCGUAGCCGAAGAAUCACUCAGAAAGCUGAGGUCCGAGCAAAUCAUCCAGAAUUGGCGGCCCACCGGCAACAGCUCCGUCAAAUUCAAGACCUCAGCAGCGACGACGGCGGCGGUGGUGGCUCACCGGAGAGCCGGCUCCGGGAUCUACGACGUGAACGGGCUGAGCCUGGUGACGGCGACGCCCAAGAGCACGAAGGCGAUGUCCAUCGGGCAGAUCCUGAGCAUGAAGCUGGACCACCGGGAGCUCGAGGUCGCCGGCAAGGGCGGCGGCGCCAAGAAGAAGGUGUCGCUGGGGCAGAUCCUGAGCCAGAAGUACGACGCCCUGUCGCCGCUGAGGAUCGAUCACGGCGGCGCGUCGCGCAGGCAGUUCCACCCCAGGAGGAGGAAGCUGGGGUUCGUCGUGUACGCGCUGCUCCUCGCCAAGCACAGGCACAGGAAGAAGAGGCAGCCCGCCGCCGCCGCCGCCGCCGACUCCUCCUCUUGCACCCAUGGCAGCUUCAGCACCAAGGCUGUGUAUUAAUUAGCAACAUUUUUUUUUCUUCUGGAUCAAUGAGUAGUAGCUAUGCAGUGUAAUAGUACAGACUUAUGAAUAAUCAGCAUGUGUAAUUAGUUAGUUCUAUGCACAAAGUUGAAAUUCAGCAGCUACUCCAGGUUGUAAGUA